UUCCAGGGCCUGGCCACUGCCUUAGAGCACACAACCCAACGACCAAGCCACAUGCUUUUUACUUUUCCGUAGUCAAAGGAGCAAGAAAGUAGUUUCUGUUUUCUUCAAGAAUUAGAAUGAGCAAGCCCAAAAUUGUCAGACCAGAGGAGAGCCAGCCAGCACAUGCGGUGUGGUUUGACAGAAAGAAAUAUGUCACCAUCACCUUCAGCAUUCAUAAACCUAAAGAUGUCCAAGUUGAAAUCAUGCCAGACAAAAUGAUUUUAUGCUGCAAAAAUGACACAGAUGAUGUGUUCUACAAUGAGCUGUUCUUCUACGACAAAGUCCAAAUCCAUGACUCCAGGGAAAGAGUCUAUGAUCGCACCAUCAACGUCUUGCUAAGGAAGGUGAAACCUGAUUUUGCAUGGCCUCGUCUCCAGAAGGAUCCCGCUAAGCCCAGUUGGAUUUCUGUAGACUUUGAUAACUGGAGGGACUGGGAGCACGAAGAAGAUGAGGGAAAGGAGGAGUACGAUAGAUACAUGGAUAUGAUCCAAGAAAUGGCUACCAGUAAUAAAGGAGGAACACCAGAUAUGGGUGAUCUUAGUGAUUCUGACUGAUGCUUACAGCACCCUCGCUCCUCUGUUUGCUGAAGCAUUUAAUGUUCGUUAGUGUCUGGUGUGUUACUGUUUUUACAUAUGUAAUACUUUCUAUGAGAUUAUUUAUUGACAUUUUUUGAACACUGUCGUGUCAUUGUCAGUUUUAAUAAAAAAUACCUUUUUAUCAAUCAUGA
This is a messenger RNA of Toxotes jaculatrix (banded archerfish), 766 nucleotides long. RefSeq names its product prostaglandin E synthase 3 like (gene ptges3l). The record is from RefSeq and is a predicted model, not a curated record. Gene Ontology annotation, biological process: chaperone-mediated protein complex assembly; protein folding. The coding region runs from base 117 to 593 and encodes 158 amino acids. Gene Ontology annotation, cellular component: nucleus; cytosol. NCBI's taxonomy places the organism in Eukaryota, Metazoa, Chordata, Actinopteri, Toxotidae. Gene Ontology annotation, molecular function: protein-folding chaperone binding; Hsp90 protein binding. The transcript has 7 exons.